AUGGUAUUCUACCCAGUUAUGCCAUGCUUAUUCGGUACCUUGGCAAACACUAUCAUCCACGCGUUUGUCGUCAUUCUCGCCGUGCUCUUUAUCCCGAUCGUAUUCCCGCUUCUCCAAGCCCCUAUGUAUCCGAUCUGGGGACUGUUGAGACUUGCAGUCGAGAUUUCACCUUCCCUGAGCCAUACGGCUCGUGGCAUCUUGUACGCUUGCGCUCCACGCAUCAUUUCCAUGCGGACCAUUCUUUCGAUGAUAUUGCUCUACGUCAGCAACAUGAAGGGGAUAGUCCUUGUUGACAUAUCGAGCUUGAACAUUGUUCAUGAGAUUUUAGUGCCCAUACUCUCAUUGACUCUCGCCCGGGCCAUCUCCAGCGAGCCUGCUUUUGCGGAUUUCGCACUGAUCAUCUCCACAAGUGUGCCAUCAAAAAGCACUCUGCAACACACCGACCUGUCAGACCUAGACAUGGUCAGCACACGUGCGUGCCACAUUGCCUGUCCGUUUGGGAGGUCAAUUGUCGCCUGCACUGUCGAAAGUGCAGCUACUUACUUUACAGGUUGUGACUGGUUUACCGCAGACUAG
Messenger RNA from Pyricularia grisea, 576 nucleotides. RefSeq lists its product as uncharacterized. Bases 1 to 576 code for a protein of 191 amino acids. Lineage: Eukaryota; Fungi; Ascomycota; Sordariomycetes; Magnaporthales; Pyriculariaceae. The record is from RefSeq and is a predicted model, not a curated record. The transcript has a single exon.